Theileria equi strain WA is the source of this 3207-nucleotide messenger RNA. RefSeq lists its product as hypothetical. The transcript has a single exon. The record is from RefSeq and is a predicted model, not a curated record. Lineage: Eukaryota; Apicomplexa; Aconoidasida; Piroplasmida; Theileriidae. Bases 1 to 3207 code for a protein of 1068 amino acids.
AUGUCCUCAAUAAACAUAAAGAGGAAGUGUCCAAAAGGAGGGAAUCCAGGUCCUUGUGAAGAUGUUCCUCAUGUUGAAGCUACCAGAAAAGGUCUCAAAGGUACUGAUGGGAAAACAAAUUACGAAUAUUGCACUCACACUGGGAGACGUUCUAUAUUUCUAAUAAAUCUUAAAUAUGGCGGAAACCGUCUUAAAAUAGAAGCUAAUGAUGGGCAGUUAAAUCCUUUCUACCAACAGCAUAGAGUGGUCGGGGAGGUAACAACUUACUACCACAACGACUAUGAUAAAAAUCCAAAUUUUAUAAAAGCUCCUCUUGUACUCAAAGUAGAGGAUGCUAUACACAAAGGAAGCUAUACUUGGUACGAGAAUACCGGAAGUGGUAUAAAAUGGAAGAAAAUUGAGCAUAAUGGAGAUUUUCCUACCAGUGACCCAGGGCAAGGUGAAAAUGACUUUACUAAGAGGCUAGAUAAACUCACUUGUAAACUACAUAGACUUCAUAGAGUUAAUAUAGGCAAUGAUAAUAAGGAGAGGGGAGAUUCUUAUAACUGUGAUCUCUGUAAAAAUGCAAGUGUUACCGUUAAACCAGGAGUUCCUGUUAACGGAAUUUAUUCCACGUUUGAACAUACUCCAACAGAGGAUGGAAAAUACUAUCUUUCAUACGGGAGCAAUCUGGUAAAAUAUAAAGAUUCUGGUGGUAGUAACUUCAUACCAUUAGAGGUCUUAAGUAGCUAUCCAAGUGUAACAGUGUACUACUGGAUAGGAGACGGUGGUCGCAAGAAUCCUCUCUUGAUAGAAGUUAAGUUGUCUACAAGAGAGUCUCAUUGGUAUGAAAACGCUAGAUAUGAUGAUAAUAAAAAUGAUAUAUGGAGGAAGUUGGGAGAACAAGAGACAAAAGCGUUCUCAACUGGUAAUUCUGACAGGCUUAAGGAAAAACUUGACUCUCUAAAUUGUAUAUUCAACGGUGCUCUGAAGAUAAAAUUGGGAUUGACUUCAAAUUGCCAUAAUACCAGGGACGGUCGACACAGGGAUAGACUAAGAACUUACAUCGAUGGCACUUUUCACAGAGAUCUUUCCCUCUCUAUCUAUGUAUAUACAUCACGUGAGGGAUCUGUAAGUGAUUUAUUUAAUGUGGCAGAGAUCGUUCUUGCGGAAAAGAAACAGAAGUUCUUGGAUGGUACUUCAUUCUUUAAAGAUGUUAUCAAAGUAUCUUCAUAUGAAUCAAAAUGUAGCCCUGGGACUCCAUUCCUGCUUUGCAUAGAAUCAAAUGGUAAUGAUUAUAAAUGGUACUGGAAAACCAAACCAGGGAAUGAGUGGGAGGUAUGCCCUAGAUUGGCUAAAAGGCCUCCUGGUAGUGUUAAAGACGAAAUUGGAACUAUUUUCUCAGAUGCUAUGAAAAGUCCUCUUAAAAUAACACUGUGUCCCCCUUCUAAACCUCCAAAAAAGGGUAUCCAGAUAGAUAUCUCACAACAACCGAAGGGUGAUGAAUCUUUUGGUAUGUAUGAAGUUCAGUCCAGUUCUGGGGAAAUUCCAAUAGCUAUAAUGAAAACAGUCGAUUCACCUGUGCGCGGUUUCUUCAGAGUUAGCCAUACUGCAAACAUGGCAACGGGAUCUUUUACACUUAGUAAUAAUCUUAAGGGUGGAGAUGGUAUAAGAGGGGUAAGCAAUCCCAUAGAUAGUGUCUCAGUAUACUACUGGGAUGGUAACCCUGGUAAGCCUAUCCUUCUUGAAAUCAAUGAUAUAAACGGUCAUUCUAAAUACUAUUCUCGUGCUGAAGAUACUAAUACAAAACAAGGUAAUUGGGCAAAACGUGAUUAUGAGAGCCUAAAACAUACAGAUUUGGAGGAAAUGCUAGAUGACCAAAACUGUCACAGGAAUGGCACCAUACCUAUUGACCUUAAAUACCCUUCUGACCUCAAACCAUUUUACAAGACCAUUAAGGAAAAGAUUACUAGUACCUCCCCAUACCUAAGCAAAAAAUCAUUAUUUUCAUCAGCUUUUCCACUUACUCUCCGGUCCGGAUCAGAUGACUAUGAAGUAGAAAUCUGCAAAGUAGAAAAUGAACUAUCCAGAGUCACUUAUGAUGGAAAAGAGACUACUGGUAUCGAGCCCCCUGGAGGCAAAGUCUCUAAGCUUAGGAUAUACAUGUGGAAGCAUGACCCAAGUCCAAACAAAGUACCUCUUCUUGCUGAAUUUUUAAAGACAGAUGGAAAACAUGAGUGGUUUGAGAACCUUGGUAAAGAAAGUACUAACUGGGCAACGAUUGGAGAUUAUGAAGCAAAUAAGUUUUACCAGAGUGGUUCACAGGAUCUAUUCACUGAGGAACUUAUCAGUAAACUAGAUGAAGUGAGCUGCAGGAUUCAUCACACAGUAAAGAUAGAUAUGUCUAGGAAGAAUGUUAUAAGGUCACAUUGUCACAGUGGAUGUCAUCCAAAAAGAAUAAAGAUCAAGAGGGAUAUUGGUAAUUUGUUCCCUAAAUAUAUAGGUUAUGAACAUACCUCUGCGACUAACGAUAAGACUUUUACAGUGACUUCCAUAGUGUAUAAAAACGAAGAGCAGAGAGUGGAACGGGGUAAUCUCAACUUUCCUCUAAGAGAAGUCUCGAAGGUCACUGUCUACUUUCAAAAUUGCGAGAUAGGGUAUCCAGUUGCUAUGCAGAUUGAAAAGGAGGGAGAAGGUAAUAGAUGGCUUAAGAAUGAAGAUAGAAACGGGAAAUGGAAAGAGUUUAGUCCACAGAAUAUCAUAGAAACCAUAAACCGAGCCACAAGUGGUCUAAACUUAUGCCCAGAAUUUCCUAAACAACUAGCACGUACUGAACAGUCUGAUUCUGAAAACCAAGACGUGGGGGAAUACGAUGAACAAGAUGAUGAAUCCGAAGGUGAAAAUUCUCCUCCUCAAGUAUCUACCGAUCACUCUGACUCUAUAUCUCAUCAACCUCAAUCUGGUGUUGAUCAAUCUCCUGCAGAACUUUCUCCUCAACAACACAAUGCUGACCAACCUAACCAAUCUAACUCAGCUGCUAGUUCUCAAGAUGUUAAUACUCUACCUCAACAAGACGAUUAUAGAGCUUCUCCUAAUAAAGACCCUAAUACUGACCAUACUCCGUAUAUCAUCGCCUCUUCUGUUCUUGGUGCCUCAGGUUCUCUAACCGGGUUUGCUUACUGGAUCUACAAACGCUUUGCUGGAGAACCAUGGGUUCGGCAGAUAUAA